This is a messenger RNA of Mandrillus leucophaeus (drill), 2362 nucleotides long. RefSeq names its product insulinoma-associated 2 (gene INSM2). The record is from RefSeq and is a predicted model, not a curated record. The coding region runs from base 1 to 1269 and encodes 422 amino acids. Gene Ontology annotation, molecular function: DNA-binding transcription repressor activity, RNA polymerase II-specific; RNA polymerase II cis-regulatory region sequence-specific DNA binding. The transcript is spliced from 2 exons. Gene Ontology annotation, biological process: regulation of cell cycle process; negative regulation of transcription by RNA polymerase II; neuron differentiation. Lineage: Eukaryota; Metazoa; Chordata; Mammalia; Primates; Cercopithecidae. Gene Ontology annotation, cellular component: nucleus; transcription repressor complex.
AUGCCAAGGGGCUUCCUGGUGAAGCGAACUAAACGGACAGGCUGCUCGUACCGAGUUCGCCUUGCGGAGCAUGUCUUCCCUCUGCUGGGGCCCCAGGGGGCGCCGCCCUUCUUGGAGGAGGCUCCCAGGGCCUCCUUGCCCGGUACGGAGCGGGCCGGCGGCGAGCGCCGUGGCAAGGCACCCACGGGCUGCGCGUCUGGACCCGCAGCCGCGGGAAUCAAGAAGCCAAAGGCCAUGAGGAAGUUGAGCUUUGCCGAUGAGGUGACCACAUCCCCUGUCCUGGGCCUGAAGAUCAAGGAGGAGGAGCCCGGAGCGCCGUCUCGGGGCUUGGGGGGCAGCCGCACGCCGCUGGGCGAGUUCAUCUGCCAGCUGUGCAAGGAGCAGUACGCAGACCCCUUCGCGCUGGCCCAGCACCGCUGCUCCCGCAUCGUGCGCGUAGAGUACCGUUGCCCUGAGUGCGACAAGGUGUUCAGCUGUCCUGCGAACCUGGCCUCCCAUCGCCGCUGGCAUAAGCCGCGUCCCGCGGCUGCAAACGCCGCCACAGUCUCCUCCGCCGACGGGAAGCCGCCUUCGUCGUCUUCGGCCUCCCGGGACUCCGGGGCCAUUGCAUCUUUUCUGGAGGAGGGAAAGGAGAACAGCCGGAUAGAGCGGACUGCGGAUCAGCACCCGCAGGCCAGGGACAGCUCCGGGACGGAUCAGCACCUGGACAGCGCCCCGAGGCAGGGCCUCCAGGUGCUGACGCAUCCAGAGCCACCGCUGCCACAGGGCCCCUACACGGAGGGGGUGUUCGGGCGCCGGGUGCCUGUGCCGGGAAGUACCAGUGGUGGCGGGGGAUCCGAAAUUUUCGUGUGCCCAUAUUGCCACAAAAAGUUCCGUCGCCAAGCCUAUCUGCGCAAGCACCUGAGCACUCACGAGGCGGGCUCGGUCCGUGCGCUAGCGCCGGGCUUUGGCUCUGAACGCGCUGCCCCACUUGCCUUCGCUUGCCCGUUGUGCGGAGCGCACUUCCCUACCGCAGAUAUCAGGGAGAAGCACCGGCUGUGGCAUGCUGUCCGCGAGGAGCUGCUCCUGCCCGCUCUGGCGGGGGCUCCUUCCGAAACGCCAGGCCCUAGCGGGCCAUCUGACGGGAGUGCCCAGCAAAUUUUCUCGUGCAAGCACUGCCCGUCCACUUUUUUUAGUUCUCCGGGGCUGACCCGGCACAUCAAUAAGUGCCACCCCUCAGAAAGCCGGCAAGUGCUGCUGCUGCAGAUGCCACUGCGGCCUGGCUGCUGAGGGACGAAAGAAAGGAUGAUUUCGAGGUUGGCCUUAGAGGAAACAGAUCAUGGGAAUUUCUGUGGGGCUUUCUUCAACUUGCAAGUUUACUUUCAUUCCUUCCUAUGUUUCUCCCUCCUAAAAUUCUCCCUGUAGUCAAUGUUCUACCAGAGGAGCAGACAGUGAAAUGUAAUAUCCCUUUCUAGAGCAGGUAUGUAUAUGGUACAAACCUUGAGAUCAAAGACUGUCAGCUUUAAAUCCUUCUCACUUUCCCCACUAAAAUAGGAUUUUUCCCCCUUAAAACUCUGGAGACCCUAACGAAUCCUAUAUGAUUUGUAAUUCCUAUGGAAAGUUGCGGUGAAUGAGUGCAUGUCUCAGUGUCCACAAAGGGUUCUGGCUACCCUUUGGGAGUCACCAAUGUUUUUUUCCUCUUGUCAUCACAGGCGCCUAUGCAGCUUCUGUCUCAAUAGGAUCAGAUAUUUUGCACUGUAUCUGUGAAUUAAAAGUUAUGUGACUGGUGCCAAACUUAAGGAGAUUCAAGACCUGGCAGAAAAUGUAAGAGGAUGUUUGCUGCUUUUGGGGUGCGUGGGGAUCUCCCCCGUAAACUUUCCUUUGCCCAAUUAUAUGUACAUGUCCAUUCUUAAGUUGGUGUUUGGAGGUGGGGAGGAUGCUACUUUACUGGAGUUGAGACACCCCCUAAAAUUCUCAGCUAUUUUGUGUGCAGUAUUCAGGAAGAGCUACUUCAAACCUUUCUUUAAAUGGCUUUUUGGAAAUACAGAAGUCGUUUCCUCAAGUUUGACUGUUUUAAUGGGGUUUCACCCAAAUUGUUUAAUGCUUCUGCUGUAAAUCUCAUACCGUGUAUUCAUUAUGAAAAUAUGUACAGCUUAAGGAAGAUGUUAACACCUAUAAUCCACUAGGGAACUGAAUGGCAAUUUGCUCAAUAUUCAGUAUUUUCUUUUCAGCAGCAACUUUUGAUUUUUUAAAAAAAACCAUUUCAGUGUACAUUCUGUACUAAUUCCUUAAUAGCCAGAGUUGGGACACUGGCUGAGCACUGCUUGACAGAAAGCCCAUAUUUGUAAGACGCUUACCACCAAAUAAAUGUACAUAGUCUGUG